CAUACCCGGUGGACUCCUGCAGAUACCUGGAGCUUCUCCGUUCUCCUCGAUCAAUAUCUAACCUCGUUGCCGCUAAGCUUCUUUAGCGAUCGUAAUCGAAAAUACAUAAAGAGACCCAAGUCCCCUCGAUAGUAGCUCCUCAUUCUUGUCAUCAAUCACAUCAUACUAAUUUAUACCAAGUCUCUCCGUUGCAUUCGACAAGAGCACCAAGUGAAGUACUUUUAACUACACAUAGCUUUUACAUACACUUCUGUUGCAUCGUCUUACUUUCUCGACCCCAAAUCGAAAUUAAAUCCUUCAUCAUGUCAUCGAUAACCUCAGCACGAUAUGGCAAGGAUAAUGUCCGCGUCUAUAAGGUAGAGAGAGAUGAGCAAACCGGAACUCAAACAGUCACAGAAAUGACUGUUUGUGUGUUACUGGAAGGCGCUAUCGAGGUAUCGUAUGUUGCAUACCUCAUCAAAUACGGCUCAAAUUGGUAACUAAGCAUUUUCUAGAUACACAAAAGCCGACAACAGUGUUGUAGUUGCAACCGAUUCCAUGAAGAAUACAGUCUAUAUCAAAGCCAAGGAACAUCCAGUUACUCCACCUGAGCUUUUUGCUAGCAUUCUCGGAACUCACUUUAUCGAUACCUAUCCUCAUCUUAUCGCAGCCAACAUCAAAAUCAUCACUCACAGAUGGACACGAAUGACUAUUGAUGGCAAACCCCACCCACAUUCAUUCUAUAGGGAUGGAAACGAAACACGAAAUGUUGAAGCUGUUAUCAAGAGAGGAAAGGGCAUCGAUAUCCGUAGCGGAAUUGUUGGGCUUUUAGUUUUGAAGAGUACUGGUUCGCAGUUCCAUGGAUUUGUUAGAGACGAGUAUACUACGCUCCCUGAGGUUUGGGAUAGAAUUUUAUCGACUGAUGUUGACUGUGGCUGGGCUUGGAAAACAUUCGUCGGAUUGGACGACGUGAAAGAGGCCAUCCCCAAAUUUGAUAAAGCAUUUGACGAUGCUAGAAAUAUCACCAUGAAGACAUUCGCUGAGGAGAACAGUCCAUCUGUACAAAACACUAUGUACAAGAUGUGCAAUUCUAUCCUAGAAAUCGUUCCAGAAGUCGAGGCAGUGGACUAUUCUUUACCCAACAAGCAUUAUUUCGAAGUUGGUAAGUAACUAGGAGGCACUCCAUGAAACAGGAUAUUUCUAACACAUCUACAGAUCUCAGUUGGCACAAGGGUCUUAAGAACACCGGCAAGGAUGCAGAAGUUUAUGCUCCUCAAUCCGGACCAAAUGGACUUAUCAAUGUUACCGUCACCAGAUCCCCAGCCUCACCAAAACUAUAGACUUCAUAUGCUUUAUAAUUGCAUGGUUUAAUUGCAUGGUACCACUCAGGGUUACUUUAUAGUGGAAAGGCGUAUGGUAAUUUAAGGAUAGUAGAGCGUUUUGGCGCAAUAUAACGGCUUCGGAUAUAGAAUUUGCCAGAUACCAAUACAAAUUCAACUCAUUUAUGAUUCAAUUUA
Molecule: messenger RNA, 1496 nt
Organism: Sclerotinia trifoliorum
Lineage: Eukaryota; Fungi; Ascomycota; Leotiomycetes; Helotiales; Sclerotiniaceae
Source: the annotation of a GenBank genome assembly